Messenger RNA from Aedes albopictus (Asian tiger mosquito), 8161 nucleotides. RefSeq names its product serine/threonine-protein kinase mTor (gene Tor). The coding region runs from base 508 to 7851 and encodes 2447 amino acids. The record is from RefSeq and is a predicted model, not a curated record. NCBI's taxonomy places the organism in Eukaryota, Metazoa, Arthropoda, Insecta, Diptera, Culicidae. Gene Ontology annotation, molecular function: protein-containing complex binding; protein binding; protein serine/threonine kinase activity. Gene Ontology annotation, cellular component: TORC2 complex; nucleus; TORC1 complex. The transcript has 7 exons. Gene Ontology annotation, biological process: protein phosphorylation; negative regulation of macroautophagy; TOR signaling.
ACUGCCAGCACUGCACCGAAAUCGACAAAACAGUGUGCGACUCGAAGUGUCAAACAAGUGCAAAUCCGCGAAAAUAUUGCAAUUUUUGGCCUAAAAACAUGCCAAAACCGGGCGAAAAGUGUUGAAAAAUCCGUAUUAGGUACCGCCGCAGCGAAACCAAGUGGAAAUUCCCAUGAAAAAGUAAAAUUCGCGCCGGGAAGCGCAUUUUUCACCUGCGCCAUCGUCGGUGCUGUCAGCAGCGGGAGUGCUAGCGCUACCGUUCGGCGGCGGUGGGUGGUUGCUGUUUUCAUCGAUUCCUUGGGAGGCGCAAUAUUUCGUCGAUUGUUUUUAUCCGUUGCGUCGCGCGUCUCGUCGAUCGCCUCCCCCCGCUUCGUACGGUUCAGUUCGUCAAAGGUCAAGAACACGGCGCCGGUUUGUUUACUAACUAGAAGACUUCGCGAUAGGGUGAGGGUGAUAGUUUUUGUAACGUGUUUAGGUGUUUUUGUGUAUUCGCUGUGAAUUACGAUCAUGUCGAACGUGGUGCUACAGUUCGUGAGCGGGCUCAAAAGCCGCAACAAGGAUGCGCAGAACAAGGCGGCCCAGGAGCUGUCGCUCUACGUUAAGACGGAACUGCGCGAAAUUCCGCAAGAUGACUUGCUGGCAUUUUUCGAGGAUUUCAACCAGUACAUUUUCGAAAUGUUGUCCAGCGCCGACAUCAACGACAAAAAGGGCGGCGUCUUGGCCAUCAAUUGCCUGAUAAGUGGCGAUGUGGUCAACACAACGACUCAAAUAUCCCGUUAUUCGAACAAUCUGCGAAACCUGCUUCCGUCGAGUGACAUUUCGGUGAUGGAGCUGGCAGCGAAGGUGCUCGUUAAGUUGGCUCUUCUGCCCGGUUCCAAGGGGGCCGAGUCGUUCGAAUUCGACAUUAAACGUGCCUUCGAGUGGCUGAUGGAGGAACGAACGGAGGGAAAACGGCAUGCCGCUGUGCUGGUGUUGCGUGAGUUGGCCGUGGCCAUGCCAACGUUUUUCUACCAGCAAGUUGGGAGCUUUUUCGAGCACAUAUUUGUUGCCAUCAAGGAUCCCAAACCGAUGAUUCGAGAGGGAGCUGGACAAGCCUUGCGCGCUGUGCUGAUUGUCACCUCGCAGAGAGAGGGAACCAAGCAGAAUAACAAUCCGCAAUGGUACAACCACUGUUAUGACAACGCCAUGGAUUGCUUUAAGGAAGUUCCUUCACGUGAGAAAGGAUUCAACCGAGACGAUCGCAUCCAUGGAGCAAUAAUUGUGUUUAAUGAAAUUCUACGAUGCUCAAAUGCAGCCUGGGAGAAAAAGUACAUGCAACUGGAGAGUUUGAAUGUUGAUCGCAGGUGUCGUCAUACGGAUGAAAGUCAUAGCAUCUUUCCUAGGAUUCGUGUCCCCUUCAUGGAAAAGCUUGGCGGAGGUGGCCAUAGUUCCAGUACUGCAUCUCGCAGUAGUGAUGGUAGCGAUGUCAAAUUCUUCCGGCAAAAUAGUUCCAUACAAGAAUCGGCUAUUUGUAGAGCAUUAACAAACGAUAAUUACGAAUUGAUCUGCCAGAAAGUGCUUGAACAGCGGAAUUCUAAGUCUCCUUACGUGAUUCAAUCGCUGCUUACCAUUCUACCUCGAUUGGCCGCCUUCAAUCGCAGAGAUUUCGUCACUAACCAUCUUAAAACCGUCGUCAACUAUCUGAUCCUAACGAUCAAAAGCAAAGAAAAAGAACGGAACCUGGCUUUUGUCACGCUCGGCUAUAUUGCGGUUGCCGUCGAGAAAGAUAUUGCCCCUUUCAGGACGCGAAUCAUUGAAGUCAUCACCGCAGCUCUGCCGCCGAAGGAAACCCCCAGCAAGAAAAAGGUCUCCGUCGAUCCGUCGGUGUUCAUGUGCAUCACCCUGUUGGGUCAUGCUCUGAAAAGUGCAAUUACAACCAACAUCAAGAGCCUGAUCUUGCCGAUGCUGUCGACGGGACUGAGUACCGGUCUGACGGUUUGCCUGCACGAGUUGAGCGAGAAUGUGCCACAGUUGAGGCAGGAAAUCACCACCGGACUGCUGCAGAUCCUGUCCUGUGUGCUGAUGAAUAAACCGCUGCCGCAGUUUAUGCCCGGUCGACCUCAAGGUGGAAUGAACACGAGUCUGUACGAGCAGCAGAUUCAGGAUACCCCGACCACGGUGCUGGCCCUUCGCACGCUCGGUACCUUCAACUUCGAGGGUCACAGUUUGCUGCCGUUCGUGCAACGCUGUGCCGAUCAUUUCCUGCUUAGCGAACAGCAGGAGAUUCGCAUCGAGGCCGUUCAGACGUGCACUCUGCUGCUGAAAUUGGCCCUCCAGUCGGUGGAUUCGGCUGACGGAUCGGAAACGCUAACCCAAACGGUGGGCAGCGUGCUGGAGAAGAUUUUGAUCGUGGGCAUUACCGACGUUGAUCCGAAUGUGCGGCUGAGGGUGCUGAAGUCGCUGGACGAUAGUUUUGAUUCGCAGUUGGCGCAACCGUGGUUUCUUAGUUCGCUGCUGAUUACUAUGAACGAUGAGGUGUUUGAAAUUCGGGAAUUGGCUAUCAUCAUCAUCGGUAGGCUAUCGGCUAUUAAUCCGGCUUAUGUGAUGCCGAGUUUGAGGAAGACCAUGGUGCAGAUUUUGACCGAACUGGAACAUUCCGGUAUGAGUCGAAACAAGGAGCAGAGUGCGAGAAUGUUGGAUCAUUUGAUCGUCAGCACUCCGAGGCUGAUAUCUGCCUAUAUGAGACCUAUUUUGUCUAUUUUGGUUCCGAAGUUGAAGGAACCAGAGUCGAAUCCGGGGGUUGUAUUGAAUGUAUUGAGAGCAAUAGGAGAUCUUGCGGAAGUCAAUGGAGGACACAAUGUUUUAGAAACGUGGUCUGACGAGCUGUUGGCUACGUUGUUGGAAAUGCUUAGCGAUGCCGGAUCUACGGAGAAACGUGGCGUAGCUUUAUGGACCCUCGGCCAACUUGUCAGUGCCACAGGGCAGGCCGUCAAACCUUAUCAUAAGUAUCCCAAUUUGAUCGAUAUAUUGAUCAACUUUUUGAAGACGGAACAGCAACCGUACGUUAGGCGGGAAACAAUCCGAGUGCUAGGACUACUCGGUGCCUUAGAUCCGUACAAGCAUAAGAUGAACCGUGGUCUGAUCGACAGUCAAACCAAUAACAUCCUAAUAUCGAUUUCUGACACAAAAACAGACGAAUACACUGAUUUGUCUACCUCGGAAAUGUUGAUCAAUAUGAACAAUCAACUAGACGAAUACUAUCCGGCGGUGGCCAUUUCAACGUUAAUGAAGAUCCUCCGCGAUCCCACAUUGUCCUCUCACCACACCAGUGUAGUCCAGGCCAUUACCUUCAUUUUCAAAAGCCUCGGCAUCAAGUGCGUUCCGUAUCUGUCCCAAGUCUUGCCCAGUCUGCUUGGAAAUAUCCGCAAUGCCGAAAUGAACUUGAAAGAGUUCCUCUUCCAGCAGCUCUCGAUCCUGAUCGAGAUUGUCAAACAGCACAUCAUCAGUUUCAUGGAGGAAAUAUUCCAACUGAUCAAGACGUUCUGGAACAGUAUCUACCCUCUUCAACCGACCCUCAUCAUUUUGGUAGAAAAGAUCGCGAUCGCUUUGGGAUGCGAGUUCAAGAUCUAUCUUCCACAACUGAUGCCGCAGAUUUUGCGGGUUCUCCUUCACGACGCGUCUACCAAUCGAAUAGUCACCGUCAAACUGCUCAAUGCCUUGCAAAAAUUCGGAAACAACCUGGACGACUAUCUCCAUCUGAUAAUCCCGGCGAUCGUGAAGCUGUUCGAACCGAUCGAAGUUCCCUAUCAGGUAUCCCUCGCUGCCCUGGAAACCAUCAACUACCUGGCCGAGAUUCUCGAUUUCACCGACUUCUCCUCACGGAUCAUUCAUCCCUUGGUCCGCGUCCUGGACAAUCACCCGGGACAGCUGCAAACCGCAGCCCUACAAACCCUCUGCUCGAUCAUGAUCCAACUGGGCAAGAAAUAUCUCGUUUUCGUACCCCUGGUCAACCGCGUCAUGAUCCGCCACAAGAUAUCCUACACCGAGUACAACAAACUCCUCUCCAAGCUCCAGAGCCAGAGCACCUUGGCCUUGGACGAUGAAUUCCGUCUGCGUCAAGCUCGCUUCAAGAACCGCGAAAUGUCCCUGGCUCAGGACACCACCAUCCAGAAGCUGAACGUGUCCGUCGCCUACCUCCAGGGGGCUUUUAAAGCCAAUCGUCGCGUUUCGCGUGACGAUUGGCUCGAAUGGCUGCGACGUCUGAGUAUCUGCCUGCUGAAAGAAUCCAAAAGCCCUGCGUUGCGAUCCUGUCGAACCCUCGCUCAAAACUACCCGCAGCUGUUGAAGGACCUGUUCAAUGCGGCGUUCGUCAGCUGUUGGACGGAUUUGCCCGACAGCCUUAAAGAGGAGUUGUCCUCUAGCUUGAGGCAGGCCCUGAUGGUGCCGGAUCUUCCGGAAAUCACCCAGACCAUCCUCAAUCUGGCGGAAUUCAUGGAGCACUGUGAAAACGAUGCCUUGAGGAUCGAUCCAAAGAUUCUGGGAGAGCGUGCCAUGGAGUGCCGAGCCUAUGCUAAAGCCCUGCACUACAAGGAGGAAGAGUUCUUAAACAUGAAGGAUAAGGAUCAGAGCGUGUUUGAAUCCUUGAUUCUGAUCAACAACAAACUCCAGCAGAAGGAAGCGGCCGAGGGAUUGCUGGAGUACGCUAUGGAACACCGGAGCGCAUCCGAGGAGAUGAAGGUCCAGGUCAGGUGGUACGAGAAGCUGCACAGUUGGGAGAAAGCGUUGAACCUGUAUCAGGACAAGCUGGAGAGCAAUCCUAGCGAUUUGGAGUCGCGACUUGGCCAGUGGCGAUGUCUGGAAGCGCUCGGGGAAUGGUCCACCUUGAACACGCUGACCAAAGAAACGUGGGAAAAACUGGGAACCGAAGGACAGAGCAAAGCCGGAAGACUGGCAGCUGCGGCCGCUUGGGGCUUGAAGGAUUGGGAAGGAAUGCAGGAGUUUGUCAAGUUUAUCCCGGAGGAUACCCAGGACGGAUCGUUCUAUCGUGCCGUUCUGGCAGUUCACCACGGCGAGUACGAACUGGCUCAGACGCUGAUUGAUGACACGCGAGACCUCCUGGACACGGAACUGACCGCCAUGGCAGGCGAAUCGUACGAGCGUGCCUACGGAGCGAUGGUUUGCGUUCAAAUGCUGUCCGAACUGGAGGAAGUCAUACAGUACAAGCUGAUUCCAGAACGGCAGGAAACUAUCAAGGCAAUGUGGUGGGAUCGCUUGCUCGGUGGGCAAAGGCUGGUCGAGGACUGGCAGCGGAUUUUGCAGGUUCACACCCUGGUUGUACAUCCAGCCAACGACGUUAAAACGUGGCUUAAGUUUGCAUCGCUCUGCCGCAAGAGUGAUUCGUUGAAACUUUCAGAGAAGACCCUUGUCAUGCUGCUUCGGUACAAUCCUUCCGAGUAUCCGGAUCAUCCACUAGAAUUUAUGCAACCGGACAUAAGUUUUGCCUACGCCAAACAUCUCUGGGCUGCUGGCGAGCAGGAUAAGGCUUACAAUCAACUGAACCGUCUGGUCGCUGAUAUGGGUAUCGAAGGUAAUUUCGAUGUCGAGGAAAAGGACGAAAAUCGACGCCUGCUAGCUCGUUGCUACAUGAAGCUGGGUCAAUGGCAAAACCAGCUGCAAGGCCUCAACGAGCAGUCUAUCAAAGGCAUCCUGGCAUGCUAUGAGAAAGCCACUAAACACGACUCCAAUUGGUACAAGGCGUGGCAUCUGUGGGCCUACAUGAACUUCGAGGUCGUUCAAAACCAGAAGCAACAAGAGGAUUUGAUCAAGAAUCCUGGAGGAGACAAAGAAAAGUGUAUGAUUCGACAGUAUGCCGUUCCCGCUGUCGAAGGCUUCUUCCGGUCAAUCAACCUGUCUCACGGAAACUCCCUUCAGGAUACUCUCCGCCUGUUGACCCUCUGGUUCGAUUACGGACAGUAUCCCAAGGUUUAUGAGGCCCUAGUAGAAGGAAUGCGAGUUAUCGAGAUCAACACCUGGUUGCAGGUGAUUCCUCAGUUGAUCGCUCGGAUCGAUACUCCUCGCAAUCUGGUUGGCCAACUAAUCCAUCAGCUCUUGAACGACAUUGGAAAGUGUCACCCACAGGCGCUUGUUUAUCCACUGACCGUUGCUUCCAAUUCGGCAUCCAGCGCCCGCCGGCAAGCCGCUCAUAAGAUCCUGGGCUCCAUGGGCGAACACUCCUCAAAUCUGGUAAACCAAGCGAUCAUGUGCAGUGAAGAGCUCAUUCGCGUGGCGAUCUUAUGGCACGAACAGUGGCAUGAGGGUUUGGAAGAAGCGUCGCGACUGUACUUUGGCGAUCGGAACAUCAAGGGCAUGUUUGAAACGCUUGAACCACUACAUCAGAUGCUUCAGCGAGGGCCGCAAACUUUGAAGGAAACCUCGUUCAAUCAAGCGUAUGGUAGGGAUCUUAACGAGGCGCAGGAAUGGUGCAAGCACUAUAAGAACUCGGGCAACAUUCGCGACUUGAACCAAGCCUGGGAUUUGUACUAUCACGUGUUCCGCCGGAUUUCCCGGCAACUGCCGCAGCUCACCUCGCUGGAACUGCAGUACGUUAGUCCGAAGCUGCUGGCCUGUCGUGAUUUGGAACUGGCCGUCCCGGGAAGUUACGCUCCUGGCCAGGAGUUGAUCCGCAUUGCCAGCAUUCAGUCGAACCUCCAGGUGAUCACUUCGAAACAAAGACCCCGGAAACUUUGCAUCCGUGGCUCCAACGGCAAGGAGUACAUGUUCCUGCUGAAGGGCCACGAAGAUCUGCGCCAGGACGAACGCGUGAUGCAGCUGUUUGGGCUGGUGAAUACCCUGCUGCUGAACGAUCCGGAUACGUUCCGGCGGAAUCUUACCAUUCAACGGUAUGCGGUCAUCCCGUUGAGCACCAACUCCGGUCUGAUUGGAUGGGUGCCCCACUGCGAUACGCUGCACACGCUGAUUCGGGAUUAUCGUGACAAAAAGAAGACCAUGCUGAACAUCGAGCAUCGGAUUAUGUUGCGAAUGGCACCGGAUUACGACCAUCUGACGUUGAUGCAAAAGGUCGAAGUCUUUGAGUAUGCGUUGGAACUCACCAAAGGGGAUGACCUGGCCAAGCUGCUGUGGCUGAAGAGUCCCUCGUCGGAGGUUUGGUUCGACAGGAGGACGAACUACACUCGGUCGCUGGCGGUCAUGUCGAUGGUGGGCUACAUUCUGGGGCUGGGCGAUCGACACCCGUCCAAUUUGAUGCUGGAUCGGUUGAGUGGGAAAAUCCUGCAUAUCGAUUUUGGCGAUUGUUUCGAGGUUGCAAUGACCCGCGAGAAAUUCCCGGAAAAGAUUCCAUUCCGGUUGACGCGUAUGCUUAUCAACGCGAUGGAAGUGACCGGCAUCGAGGGAACGUACCGUCGGACGUGUGAAAGCGUCAUGCACGUGCUCCGUCGUAACAAGGACAGUCUGAUGGCCGUCUUGGAGGCGUUUGUGUACGAUCCGUUGCUCAACUGGCGUCUGCUGGAUGCGGACAAAAACCGACGGUCCAAGAAUGCCACCGACGUUGAUAGCACGGCGGAGAGCAUGGAGGAGACGUUGGAUCUGCUGGCCAUCAACGCGAGGAACCUUCGGAUGAACGAGGCCAACGGGGGUGGCGAUGUAGUGGAUCAGGGCAGCAAUUGUAUCGCCAACCCGGCGGAAGCCACUAACAACAAAGCCCGGGCGAUCGUUGACCGCGUGAAGCAGAAACUGACUGGUAAGGACUUUAACACGGUGGAACCGGUGCAAAGGCAGAUUGAUCUGCUGAUUCGGCAGGCGACGAACAAUGAAAACCUCUGCCAGUGCUACAUCGGAUGGUGUCCUUUCUGGUAAGCUGGCGGAACAAAAUUACGCGUUUUAUGUGUUAAGCUUGCAAUUGUGAAUAUAACGUAACUUUUAAGAUUUUGUACCGUUGCUUCGGCACCACUAUAUGAUAUCUGUCGAUGUGGGAAAUAUUAUUAGGAAUAGAGUUGGGCGGCAACAACUGACACAAUGCCUGUCUUGUGCUGGAACCAAUAGUAGUGAACAGCGAAAGUUAGAUGUUUAAACAAUCAUCACCGCAAAGUUUACCAAAUCUUGUUUUGUAUUAAGCUUCAAAAAUGAGAUACCCGUAAGCCAAUAAAUGAUUUAGCUUAUGCAAAAA